AUGGCAAGUUUAGGCAAACUAUCCGCGCGUAAUAUCAUUCGGCCUGGGAAGGAUAUAAUCAAACGGAAUAGCGCGCUGUCUGCCCCUAGUACUUUCUUAGAUUUACUCCCUGCCUUUGAUACUCCGGGUCUUUUGUCUGGAUUCUGUCGGAAAAACAGCUUGUACUUGGGAGAGGAGGGUGGAUACAAUGGGAUGAACCUAUGGGUCCCCCAAACCAACCAUCUUGGCCAUAUCUCAUAUGUUGCCGUCCAAAUCUAUCAGAAGAUUGGAUUGCGGGCCAAGUACCGGGCUAUACAUCUUGGUCGGCCGAUGGAGAUCCCCUACUACCAACUGGUACCAACAAAUGAGCUCUUGAUGCACGUUGGCAUUGUAAACACACCAGGCUUGGAAACUGAGGACGUGGAGUUGAAGGAUUGCCACAUUCUCAAGGAUAGGAAUGAACUGACGCGACUUUUACCCGAGCUAGAGAAGGCCGGCAUACCGCGAGUGGGCUCAAAAACUGGAGCGGGGUCAUAA
This is a messenger RNA of Rhizoctonia solani, 516 nucleotides long. RefSeq lists its product as uncharacterized. NCBI's taxonomy places the organism in Eukaryota, Fungi, Basidiomycota, Agaricomycetes, Cantharellales, Ceratobasidiaceae. The transcript is spliced from 2 exons. The record is from RefSeq and is a predicted model, not a curated record. The coding region runs from base 1 to 516 and encodes 171 amino acids.